AUGUCCUUCGGAGCACCCAAAGUCGAGAAACCCAGUCCUGCAUACCAUGGAGACUACGGUGGUCCAGGACCCAGUGCUUACAACAUGCCAACUCCCCAUCCAUACACAGCAAACCAACAGAAUCAAGCAGGGCCGAAAACUGCAGCGUACCAACAAGCACCACCGCCUCAGUACUACCAGCCCCAACACCAAUCGACACCAUAUCAGGGUCAGCCCCAGACUCAGCCUCAGAUGAUUUACGUCCAGCCACAACAACCUCAGCAGAACAAGAAACAGGAUGACAGUUGUUGUACCCCCUGCGCCUUUUUGGCAGGCUGCUGCGCCGGAAUAUUGUGUUGCCCUUGCCUGCUUUGCUGUUAA
This is a messenger RNA of Laccaria bicolor S238N-H82, 360 nucleotides long. RefSeq lists its product as uncharacterized. The record is from RefSeq and is a predicted model, not a curated record. The coding region runs from base 1 to 360 and encodes 119 amino acids. NCBI's taxonomy places the organism in Eukaryota, Fungi, Basidiomycota, Agaricomycetes, Agaricales, Hydnangiaceae. The transcript is spliced from 3 exons.